ACCCAGAGUCCUCACUUGCCACGGCCAGUCGGCCACUAGUCACAACCUGCUCGUGCUCAGCAACCCAACCAACAAACCAUGGCUUCUCCCAAGCUCCUGCUCCUGCUCGCCACCUCCCUCCUGGGCUGCGGCCUCCUGGCCGCCGCCGACUACGCCCCGAUGACCCUGACCGUGGUGAACAACUGCCCCUUCCCGGUGUGGCCGGGCAUCCAGGCCAACUCCGGCCACGACGUGCUGGAGGGCGGCGGCUUCUUCCUCCCAGCGCUCUCCCACAAGUCGUUCCCGGCGCCGUCCCACCCCUGGUCGGGCCGCAUCUGGGCUCGCACGGGGUGCACUGGCGCCGGCGCGCAGCUCCACUGCGCCACGGGCGACUGCGGCGGUCGGCUCCAGUGCGCCGGGCUCGGCGGCGCGGCUCCCACGACCCUUGCGCAGGUGAACCUCCACCACGGCGGCGACGACCAGGCCUCGUACGGGGUGAGCGUGGUGGACGGCUUCAACGUGGGCCUGUCCGUGACCCCGCACGAGGGCCGCGGCAACUGCCCCGUCCUCGCCUGCCGCACGGACCUCACCCAGACCUGCCCCGGCGAGCUCCAGCUGCGGUCGCCGGCGGGGGCCGUGCUCGCGUGCAAGAGCGGGUGCGAGGCCUUCCGCACCGACGAGCUGUGCUGCCGCAACAUGUACAACAGCCCGCGCACCUGCCGCGCCUCCAAGUACUCGGAGUUCUUCAAGCGCGAGUGCCCGCAGGCCUUCACCUACGCGCACGACAGCCCGUCGCUCACCCACCAAUGCGCCGCGCCGCGCGAGCUCAAGGUCAUUUUCUGCCACUAGAUGACCAGAGCUCCGGAGCACCGGAGCUCUGAGGGGUGGGCGCGCGCGCGCGCGCCGUCGCAAGUGUCGCUAGUAGGAUUUGCGGUGUGCGUGGUGGUCUAGUGCGUGCUUCUGUGCCUGGUUAGCAGUGGUUUCACUGGUUUGGUCGUGCUCUGUAGGUACCGUGCCCGUUGGAUGUGUGUGCGUUCUGGCCCUGAGACUGAUGUAAUGACAUUACUGCUCAGUUUGCAGUCUGAAAUAAACUUGGUUUAGAUCAGCAAUGAUCGUUCGCGC
Messenger RNA from Setaria italica (foxtail millet), 1101 nucleotides. RefSeq names its product osmotin-like protein. Gene Ontology annotation, biological process: defense response. The record is from RefSeq and is a predicted model, not a curated record. The transcript has a single exon. Lineage: Eukaryota; Viridiplantae; Streptophyta; Magnoliopsida; Poales; Poaceae. Gene Ontology annotation, cellular component: extracellular region. The coding region runs from base 79 to 828 and encodes 249 amino acids.